Molecule: messenger RNA, 763 nt
Organism: Moneuplotes crassus
Lineage: Eukaryota; Ciliophora; Spirotrichea; Euplotida; Euplotidae
Source: the annotation of a GenBank genome assembly
AUUUAUUAAUAAUCGAAUGGGAAAUUGCUGUUCAAAAAGACAAGAACAUACCGAAACAGGUAAUUGAAGGUUGCCAUUCGACUUAGUCACCUUUGCUUCAAGUCGCUACUUCCAAGAGAACAAUUCUUCAUGUAAUAAUAAUCACAUAGUCGAGAAAAGCAGAAGUGCAGCUGAAGUAAGCAGAUCAUAUUGGGAGUUCUCAAAUGUUUCCUCCAAGUCUCGACUCACAGAUCCCAACUUUGGUGAGGUGUUGUCAGCUCCAGCAAUAGAUAACGAAAGAGCAGCUAUAUCUCUAGCAAGCUCCUCUUUCGCAAAGAAACAUCCCUUAAAAUCAAGUAGAGAAAGGAAACAUUGCAAAAAUAAGUUAGGCUUUUUAGUAAAUAACAAGCAAAAAUUCGAGGAAGACAAGAAGUCAAAAACUUGUAAUUAUUCAGGAAGUAAUUACAAAAUAGAUAAGCCUUCCAAAAGUUCAAGCAAGUUGAAAAUUCAGAACAAUGUAUCGACUCCAACCGAAUCCGAGCAGCAUCAAAGCAGCAUGAGAAGCAGCUCUACUAAGAACAACAAAAUCCUAGAGUCAAAAGAAGAAAUCAUGGAUAAAAGGAUUAAUUCUCUCGCGCAUCGCCUUGACAAUGUUAUUGAGGCUUUGAAAGGGGCAAAUAUAUUAUGUGAAGAAUGGCAAGAUCCUGCUCCCUCAGCUGAUGAAGACAGAAAUCAAAGCGCAUAAAUUUGAUCGUGAAACUUAGUGAUCAUUGCAAGGAAGUAU